ACAGCAGCUGCGCUGACUUGCCUUGAGGUCUCCAGCACCAUCUCCACCGCUGAGAGCAUGUUCUGGCUGUUCCACUCUCUCUCAUUCAUCUUCUGUCUCAGUUCAGGGAAUGCAGUUUCACAACCCAGCUCAACCCCAGUGGUAGUGAACGGGACUCUGGGGAAGUCGGUAACCUUUCCCCUGGAGUUUCCCACAGGAGGGAAGCCCGAGGACAUCACAUCCAUCAUCGUGCUUCACAGUGGAAGAUCUAUUGCCUUCAUAAACCCGAGAGAAGCAGGACGUGCACACGUGACCGAUCCUAAAUGGAAAACACGACUGAACUUCAUUUAUCCUGACUCCGUGCAGCUCCACAACCUGACGAUGGCAGACGCUGGACCUUACAGCACCCAGAUGUCCACAGAAAACUCCACGUGGCUUUCCAGCUAUAUUCUGAGGAUCUUUAGACAACUAAAGAACAUACAAGUUACCAAUCACACUCAGUGGUCUGAGAACGGGACCUGUGAGAUCCAACUGGCCUGCUGGGCGGAGAAUUCAGACAAUGACUCAUUCAAGUGGCAGGCCCCAGGAAUGUCACCUCUGAAUGGACCAAACCUUACUGCCUCCUGGGAUCCCAGGAAUUCUAGCGAACAGAACUACACAUGCAACGCUGAGAACCCCAUCAGCAAUUUGAGCUUCUCCGUCUCUGCCCAGAGGCUCUGUGAAGAUGUUACGAAAAACCAACACUCAAAUUUCAUACGGAUUACGAUUCCAGUGAUGAUAAUAAUAGUCAUCAUUGUAUGUGCCGUGCUCUAUUGUGUCUGGAGGAAAAAAAGAGGUUCCCAUCAUGUGUCUUCCCAGCAAACUCAGAGUCCUGGUGAGCACCCAGACUCUCAACUCCCAGACAUAAGGCAGAUGGGAAUCGCUGAAUGGAAGAGGAAGGGGAUGGCCGAACACCUGGCAGAGUCUGUGAGGAACGUAGAGUAUGCUUCAGUCUCUAUUGGGAAUACUGUGUACGCCCAGGUCUCUCAUCCAAAGAGAGAAACGGAAAUCCCAACACCUGUGAAGAACAAUGAUUCUGUCACAAUUUACUCCACAAUUAAUAAUUCCAAAGAGAGUAAACCCAUUUCCUCCAGGCCAACUGCCCUGGACAAUGUCGUCUAAGUUUCUGAGAGACCUCAAAGGAAUUCAGGAAUGACACACCUUCUCCUGGUCUGAUGGGAGAGCACAAAGAGCAGAAAACUUGAUUUUCUGCUGGCAAACAGAACCUGGAUACUUAGGGUUAUGGCUUCCAGUCCUUCAGACUUGAAAUUGCUUCUCUAGGACAAACACUGAAGGAGUAACAUCAUCCCAAUGUGUGAUCCAAAUAAUACUUCCAGUCCACUUCUGGCCAGAGCAUACUUUGGAGAACACACCUGUGUGUUGAAUCUCUCUUUGGAAACUAAGUGAAUGGAGUUAUGCGUGACAGAGAGAUCAUAAUUCAGAAGAUAACCACUUCUCUCCUUGAAGAAAGCAGCAGUGUUGCAACCCAUCAGGAGAGAGUCUAGUGUGUUGGUUGCCCGUGUAGUCUCCAGUUGGAUGGGCCCAUACUUGUAUUCUGAUACAUCAAUUGCUAGUCAUACCUCCUGGGGCAUGCUAUCUAACCUCUUGGAGCUUUAGUAUCCUAAACUGCAAAAGGAGGAGGAUGGUAAUAUACCAAGUCCAUUGCUUAAACCCAGAAUCUGCAUCAUGCCUGACUUCAGCUUCUCUACCACCAAGAGAGUCCAAGACCUUGGACUCUCCCUCCAAAAUAUAUCUUAGACCUGUUCACUGCUCUUCAAGUCCUCCACCACCAUCCUAAACCCACCACCACCCCCUCUAACCUGGAAUGUUUCAAUAACCUCCAAACAUCUCUCCCCACUUUUGUGGUCCCUCUCCAAUGCAUUUUCCCCAAAACAGUCAGUGUAGUGUUUUUCAAUAUAGACCCCAUCCUUUACUUGCCUACUUAAAACCCUGAAGCCCCUCCACCCACCCACUGCACUCAGAAUAAAAUCCAGCCUUGAUAGGCCACAUCAGCCUCAGUUAGCCUCGCUCCCCCUGCACUCUUUGCCCUCGAUCUUCCUGCAGCUCUUCUAUGAGAGGAAAUAGUCCUCUAGGUUAGUUUUUGGUUUUGAUUUUUGUUUUUAAUUUGCCAGAGGGUGCAUGUGUUCUCCAGAGAGAGAGGGACAGAGAGGAAACACCACCAGUAGGGUGUGGUCAUGCCACAAUCGCUUCUACUCCAUUU
This is a messenger RNA of Tupaia belangeri chinensis (Chinese tree shrew), 2239 nucleotides long. It is a transcript of the gene SLAMF6, whose product is annotated as SLAM family member 6. Gene Ontology annotation, cellular component: external side of plasma membrane; membrane. Lineage: Eukaryota; Metazoa; Chordata; Mammalia; Scandentia; Tupaiidae. The transcript has 9 exons. Bases 58 to 1140 code for a protein of 360 amino acids. Gene Ontology annotation, biological process: T cell activation; T-helper 17 cell lineage commitment; positive regulation of type II interferon production. The record is from RefSeq and is a predicted model, not a curated record.